AUGGCUUCAUCAACGGCUGCCGUAACAGCGACACCAGCAAGCGCCGAGCUGAAGCCGUCAGCGGCAACUGUUCCUGCUGCUUGUUUAGCUUGUCGCUCCAAACAUCUGAAGUGUGAUGGCGGGAAUCCAUGCUCCCGAUGCCACACGAGCGAAACAUUUUGUCAAUAUGUCGCUUCGCGGCGUGGUUACAAGGGUCCCAGAAGAAACACCGCGCAGAACCCGAACAAGCGCCAUGCUUCUGAUUCAAGCUCACCUACAUCCAAUGGCAGCGGCGAAUCUUGCCCAAUGUUACUGGGUGCAAGUGUCUCGACACCAGCAGCGCCAAGUCUGGCGAUGUUCAAUUCUGCUAUGGGCAUCCCGGAGACGCCUUUCUCGGCGUUGAGCGCCACGCCUGGCCCAUCUGGCAUGCAGCUAUAUAGACAACAACCAUAUAUCGACGCGAACGGAGUUUUGGUUGAGAUUAAUCCACACAAAGCUCCCCAAAGCAUACCUGAUCGAUGCAUUGACUCGUUCUAUUUUCAUUUCUACCCCGGUCAUCCGGCUGUUCUGCCAAAAGAGCAUUUACUGCGAAUGGCGAAAGGGGGAAACCUGGAUCACCUACUAGCAGCAAUGAGAUGGGCAGGUUCACUGUAUUUCGAAGUAGGCCCUGCUCGUGCUACCUAUUUUGAGGAAGCCAUGCGAUUGGCCUACGCGCCAGAGGUUCCAAAAGAUGGCUUCCUCAUCCAGGCCAUGUUGAUCUUGUUGGUUGCCUUGGACGGUAGCUGCCAGCAAGAAAGGGCCAGAGAACUUCUUGGGGAUAUAGAGCGCAUCGCUAUCGAAAUUGGGCUUUUCCAGAGAUCAUAUGCGACGAACAAUGGACAAGGUAACCCGAUGCUCGAAGAGAGCUGGCGACGAACAUGGUGGGACCUGUUCGUUGUGGAUGGCAUGGUUGCCGGCGUCCAUCGGCAAACCAACUUUCUGCUCUUCGACAUAGUGGCUGAUGCGGGAUUGCCCUGUGAAGAGCACCAAUAUCUCUCAGGAUCAAUUCCACGGCCGCUCUUCCUUGAAGACUUUGAUGACCAGAUUUUCAGUGGAGAGGAGUACCAGUUCUCAUCGUUCGCAUACCGCGUUGCAUCCAUGAGGAAUCUUGGGCGCAUGAUGCGGCUCCCAGAGAGUGUGUUUCCGGGAGACGACAAUGUCAACCGAAUGGAAUCACAUCUCUCUAAUUGGCGUAUGCAUUUGCCAGCCUCUAAGAAGGACUGUCUGGACAAAGACAUGAAAUUAGAUGAGAUGAUGUUCCAGGCCUGGAUGAUCAACCAUGCGCAAGUCCCUCUACUAUCCAACGAAUGUAUCGCUGCUGACAAUUGUUCAAUCAUGCUACAUCAGCCACUUUCCCAGCUGGACUCUUCCCCGGCCCGAGAUGUGACUUCCUGUGCACCGUAUCAGAUGGUCCGCAGUGGCGAUGGUUUCAACGCGCACACGCGCCACAUUGUCACGGCCGCCUCGGAGAUCAGUAAAAUGGUAACCUAUUCCGUGCCGAUCACAUGCCAUACGCACUUUUUUACUUGCGUACUGACCAUGUCCUCGAUUGUGCAUCUAAGCAAAUGGGCGCUCUGGUUCGUCAAUAACGACGACGAUCUUCGGCAACUGAUUCGUCUUAACAUCGGUGCCCUCAACAAAUUGAGCACAGUAUGGUCCGCGGCAGCAAGGGCAUCGGGCCAAGUCAGAGGUGUAGCCCAGGAGAUCUACCGCUCAAAGAAGGCCGCACAACAGACCAACGCCCAAUUCUACGUUGGCUUCACGCAGGAUGAGAUCAUCAGCAGCAUGGCUGCGGACGAAACUAUCAUGAGCGAGAUCAACACAAUGCUUCAGCCGACUACUACCAUCGCGUAA
Truncatella angustata is the source of this 1872-nucleotide messenger RNA. RefSeq names its product N-terminal binuclear Zn cluster-containing/DNA binding domain-containing protein. The record is from RefSeq and is a predicted model, not a curated record. The transcript is spliced from 4 exons. Bases 1 to 1872 code for a protein of 623 amino acids. Gene Ontology annotation, molecular function: DNA binding; DNA-binding transcription factor activity, RNA polymerase II-specific; zinc ion binding. Lineage: Eukaryota; Fungi; Ascomycota; Sordariomycetes; Amphisphaeriales; Sporocadaceae. Gene Ontology annotation, biological process: DNA-templated transcription; regulation of DNA-templated transcription.